CAUCGCAUUCGCACACUCAACAUGGCGUCCGAGGCUCAUUUACGCGCGCAGUAUGAGGUGCGCUCGCUCAGUCUCUAGCAACGACACACCAGUCUAACCUCUUCCGCAGCUGCUGGUGAAGGAGAACAAGCUGCUCAAAACGAGCGUGGAGAAGCUGGACCGCGAGAACCACGACCUCAAGCGCUCAGUCUACGAGUUGACACUCAAGUAGGACCCGCAUUCCCCUUCAAAUUGCAUACCAUCGCUCAUGCGAUACAAAAGGGAAACCAAGUGGAAGUUGAAGGCAACCAACUGACCAUCACUCUUCAUUUACAGACUCGAUUCCGCGCAUGCACCGUCCUCGACGACACGCGCGGCGGCUGCUGAGCCCUUUGCUAUCGCUGACCUGCUGGCCGCUCCCGCCCCGAACGCCGAAGCCGCCGCCGAGUCGUCCUUCCGUCGCGCACACGGCGGCUCGGGUGCACUGCUCGGCACCAAGGGAGACUUCUACGACACUGACGGGGAUGGAGACGCCCGCGUGUUGGUGCACAAGUCAACGCUGCGGGCGCACGGCGGCGCCGUUUACACGGCCAAGUUCUCGCCAUGUGGUCGGCUGCUGGCGUCCGGCAGCUUCGACUGCAAGGUAAUGCUCUGGGAUGUGACCACCAAGUUUAAUCAGCCGCAGCUGGCGGCACUCUCGAGGCACUCACAGCUCGUGAUCGACGUGAGCUGGGCGGAGGACAGCGCCAGCCUCGUGUCGGCCAGCUAUGAUCACUCGGUUAAGCUCUGGGACGUUGAAAAGAGCCAACUCGUGACCAGUAAGGAGGUGGACGGACUCGUACAGUGUGUGGCGUUCAAUAUGGCAGACAACAACCAGUUCUUCUUGGGCUCCAGCAAGUGUUGUCUGCACAUGGCUGAUGCGAGGUCGGAUGUGUGCCGCACAUGGACGAACGACGCUAUGGUGAACGCGCUCCAUGUUACUCAUGACGGCCUCACGAUUACCACGGGUGAUAGCAAGGGCAUGCUCAAGACCUGGGAUGUCCGCAUGGAUGCCUGUCUGGAGGAGCUAUCGGUGCUGAAUGACCCGGCCAGACACGCCAUCUCGCACGUCCACGCGUCACCUGCCAGCGAUGGCGGUGAUGAUGGCCGUUUCCUAGGCGUUAACAGCUACGACAACGUCCUGCGUGUGUAUGAUCGACGCUCUAAACUCAUCAGCUCUCGGAGCACAAGGCGCGGACCUGGAGCCGGUAGCGACAGUCGUGAUGGCGACCAACUGCAGCUGGUAUGCUCUGUAUCGGGUCAUAAGAACAAGAACUGGCCAAUUAAGAGCUCGUUCUUCCGUGGUGACGGCUACAAGUACAAGCUGGCACUGCCACCACGUGGGCGCCUCGGAGGAGGUCUUGGCGCCGGAUCUGGGUCUGGAUCGCGGCGCAAACUUACAGACGGUGACGGAGAAGACUUUGCUGACCCCAGCGGUGAGCGCGGAUCCAUGGACUCGUCGCGCGAGACGCUACUCCUUGCUACGGGGAGUGCAGACCGUCAUAUUUACUUGCACGAGGUGACUCCAUCCAAGCACGUAGAUAGCAGUGGGGGAAGCAAGAGUAAUGGCCCGGGCAAGCACACACAGACCCUUGUGCAGAAGAUCGAUGCCCACAACGACCGCGUGUACUGCGUGGACUUCCACCCGACCGAGCCGAUUCUGGCUUCUGCUUCAGCGGACUGCUCGAUCAAAAUCUGGCUGCCGCGCUCUGGUUCCAGCUCCGUUACACGUCAUGGAAAAUCCAAGAACUAAGGACACACCUAGCAAUGCCAGUAUGCACAUGUGAUGAAUUGAUGCAGAAGCCACGCAGAAAAACAACGUGUAUUAUAUAAAUGAAUGCUCACGUAACUCAUGUGGCAAGCAGGACGCGUUUGCGGCGACGUUUGUCAUUGAGCUGAGCUUCGGCAUCUUCUUGCUGCUUCACCUGUACCUUGCGGGAGGCCCGAUCUAUCCAGGAGCGCGCCUUCGACUGCCAAGCGGACUCACGAUCUCGAACAACCCCACGAGCUUCUUUACGAAGUGCCAGGAUGCGAUGCUGGGCCAGAGCGCGUCGACUCGCCACAGCAGCUUCAGCCAGCGCCAGCUUCCGAGCGAACGCGUCUUCUUUCUGCUGAGUCUUGGUGCUAGCAGCUUCUUCCAUAGCUUCCAGCUCGGCCUCCAGCAGCUCAAGUUCUCGAGCAGCGACCCGAGCUUUGAUAUCUUCACGCUCCUUGGCGAUCAGCUCAGCAAACGCUUUCUCUUCUGCAGCGUUAGUAGAUCGCUUCUCCUCGACAAAGGCCUCCACGUCUCGUUCAGUAGCUCGGAUCUUCUGAGCCAAGUCCUCGUCCACACGAGCCUGUUCCUCUGCAAGUUGAGCACCAUCGUCACGCAGCGCAAUCCCAGCUUCACGCAGCUCCCGUCCGAAGAACCAGUCGUCGGCUUCCACGACCUGGUCGUUGAGUGCUUGUAGUUUUUCACGUAACUCAGCAGCGACGCUGCGUGCUGCGGCGUCACGAAGAUCCCGAGCUUCCCACAGCCAGCGAAGUGCAAGUGCUCGAGCCGCUUCGUUCAGCUCCAGUCGCCAGUGUCGCGAAGGAUCCUUGCCUUCUUCGUCCGAGUCGACAUGGUCCUUCUUCCCAGCUCGCCGACGAGAGCGUUUGAGCUUGCGUGCAUAACGCUCCAUCUCUUCCUGCGCUUCGGGUCGAGGGAAGGCGCCACCCAGUCGUUUUCUGGCAGCUAACAGCCAUUUUGUGAGCACGCGACCUUCAAUGGCCCCACGCGCUACGACGAUGGGAGCGAACGGCACUUCGCCUCCGUCUUCAUCGCUGCCUUCGUCGCUCGAGAAUUCGUCAGCGCGGAUCUUUCUCAUCCCAGCAACAAGUUUGUUCGCCUGGUUCCCUAUCGCCUGCUGUCUGGCAGCCACGCAGACGUUGCAGAGCGUGGCGAAGGCUGCGUGCUUGCGGAAGUACGCUUUCCACAGGUCAACAUGAAGCGUGUAGCCGCCAUCCUCGCGUUUACCACAGACACAACAUUCGCUCUGACGACUAGCAGCUACGAUACCAGCCACGAGCUUGGCGAACGUUCGUCGCUUACGAGCUCGUGCCAACCAGUACAGCGCCAAGUCACGCGAGGCUCCCUCCACCGGCACGUUCGACCAAGCGCGACGCAUUUUCUCGAGAUCAUCUUCAGAAUCCGACGAGAUGUCGGACCUGUCGCCUUUGAGUCGCCGUCCUUCGCCCAUGUUCACGAGUUCAUGGUACAGAUCACGGAUAUACUCCGAGUUGGGGCGGCCAUCACCUGCCGGACCGUCUGUGGAUUGAAGUGUGCGCGGUGUGAAAAGCUCUGCAAGAUGCUGCAACACCCACGGCCGGUUGCGUUCCAGGAAGCGAUGACGGAAUCGUUCCGAGUUGAGAGCUUGUAGCUCCAACCUCUCACGUUCAAGUUCUCGUUGUCUACCAGCACCCAGAGCCAGCUUCGCCGCUAGAUCUUCGUCCAACGUACCGUCAGCGAGUUUGCGGGGCUUCCAGACUUUAAACUUAUCUCCGAUUCGGAUGCAGCUGAUCUCAAGCCCACGCAUCAAGUAAAACACCACAGCGAUGACAAGAAGCGUGAUCGGGUCUCCAAAGAAGCUGUAGCUGGCUCGCAGACAUAUAGAGAUCCCCAACAUACUCAAAAGAAUACCAGCGGAGUAAAUGAUUAGCAAGAAGUAGAGCUGUGACGAAAAGCAGAGCAAGUCCAGGCUCUGACAGCUCGGAUGAAUGCUCUCGUCCGCUGCCGUGUGGGCCAGCGGCCAUCGAGUAUCUCGCGUGGCAAAGCGGUGUCUCUGGUAUGCUGAGUACUCGUAGAGUUUCCAUCCGUGCGCCAGCUCCAUCGUGUUUAGCUGAAGCGCGCCAAGAACGAAGUUACUCGGGAUGAUGAACAAUGAGAACAACGCGUAAUACAGCAAAUCCGUCUGCCGGACUCCGUAGAGUGCCGGCAUUUGCGUAUCGUCGCUGAAGAACGCCUGGAAGGCCAGCAAAAUUGGCGCGAUGAAGAGCUCUGUGAACACGACGCUGUAGCCUGCUAUUCCUUCAAGCACAGCCUCCACGCCUGAGGCUUCAUUGUCGAUCUUCUCGCAUACACGCUGCCACUCGGCGUCCUCUUGCGCUUUUUGCUCGCGAGUACGUCGCCGUCUCUUCCUCAUUCUUCGCUGAAGCGAGAGACGCCAUUUAGGCCACAAAGAACGUGAGCGACGCAAUAACGGCGCCGUGUACAGAUGCUCAAUCAUCACCAGAGUCAAGUUGACGAAGUAAAACAUGGUGAAGCCGAUGAAAUCUGCCGAGCCCAUGGCCAUCAUACUCUCCGAGGCCGACAACACCACAGCGAACGGCAUGACCAGCAGCUUUUCGUGCAAGAAAUGCUCCAGCACGAGCUCUAUCAUCGCCCGCAAGAUCUUGAAGAGAACGAGGUAGCCGUAGAUGUUGUUCGUGAAGGACGGAGAGUACGAGAACUCCCAGAACACCAGCAUCGGCGCCAUGAAACACAAGGUCGUGAGCAGGAAGUUGGCCCGUUUCCAAACUCGAGGGUCCCAGAACUCGUUCUCUUGCUCUUCUUCCUCUUUAUCAGCUUCGACGGAGAACGGAUCGGUGGGUGUCGUGAUGGACAUCUCCUUGUACGCGUUGUCUUCGGGUUUGGCGUCCAAGGUCUCUGGUAUGAGUAAUCUCGACCCGAGUAGCAACAGGUAGAUCCCGAUCACUACUAAGCAUAGCCCGACUCGACCGCGCUUGUAGUUCUCGACUCGAGUCUUAUCCAGCGAGAUUUGGUCCAGCCAGUCACCCGCCGUCGCCUCAAAUGACGCUGCACUUGGAGAAUUGAGCGGGUCUGUUGAAGCCAAGACGUGCCACCAAGUGUAUAUGAGCAUGCACACUACAAAGAUCGGCACGAUCGCGAAGAAGAUGCCGAUCGGUGGUGGUGUGGCCACGUUCUUGAGCAGCAACUUCAUGCGGAACUUGGGCGGCCGCUUCAUCUUAGUGAACAAGCGGUUGAUCAUCCAGAUGAUGAACUGUAAGCAAUUUAAAGCACAAGAGUGAGAACGGCCCAGUAGAAGAUGAACAGAACAGUUCAACGUACCCCGAUGAUCAUGCUGGCCAUGGCUACAAGCGUGAAGAAGCCCAAGUACACGUCCACGGUGAACUGGAAGAGAUUCAUGAGUUCGAACCAGUCCAGUGGCUCCCAGGACACUUGCAGCGUGUACGCUUUGGACGCCAAUUGGUUCGUCGCCUUGCUGAACGUGCACGGGUAGAUGUCCUUCUUAGCCAACGUAGCCAGCAAGUCCACCGAUCGAGUCACUGCGCACAGUUUGCCAAAGUUCACUGAGGCUUGCACGAGUCGCUUCUGACCUGGUGUGACCUGGUAGUAGCUCAGAUUGAGAUACACCUCCUGCGGCACUGCCAAUGCUACACCAGCGUCUCGUCCAACUGACAGCGAUACGCACACAGAAAGGUUAGUAUUUUAGAUCACUCUCAUGAACUUUCGUGCUUACCUUUGACAGGAAUGAGAGCGUCAGUGUCUAAGUAAUUCUGCAAGGUGUCGGAGCGUCCCCAACCUGUUCCUGUUGCGGCAUCGCCUUCAGCGACAAAGGCAUCGGCUGCUGUUGGCUCACGAGUGAUGUAGAACAACGUUGUACCCGUCGGUGCCUCGUACCAGCGCAGCUUCUCCGCGCCACCCUCGAGGUUUUCCUCGUACAAACACGACAAACUCACGCCACGCUGGAAUGUCUCGAACGUCGUGGUCGCCGCCGAUGAAUCCGAACUCGAAGUCAAACUCGACGCUGCCGACGAGAUGGACGAAAUGAGAGACUGCGUGGCUGCUACCUCCGCUGUGUACUCGAUCACACAUCGAUCGGCAUUCGGAGUGAGCUUCUUCCUCCACGGAUACUGAUCCACCUCCACGGUGUGGUCGUAGCUCACGAACGUACAGUCUGGAUGUGUCUCGAGCAUUUUAAAGAGGAAAAUGUGCGAGUCAAAGCCUCUACACGACGAGAAGUAGGGCAAGUACGGCAGAGCGAGGAACUCGGAUCCACCUAGUUCCUGAGUCCACCACGAGUCUGAACGCAGCAUCGUUUCCAGCGGAUCUGGAACCGAGUACAAUCCGAAAUACUCCGUCGGUGGAACCACAGUUUCGGUGCUGUUACUGCUCGCAUUCGCGUCGAAUUCGAUCAAUUCUCCGAUGCUAUUCUGCUCCGUAUUGCGAAUGUAUCCACGUUUACUCGGUAGCGCGGGAUCCCCGACGAAGAUGUCCGACAUGCGGUUGAUGAGCACUGUACUCGCAACCUGCUGCUUGUACGUGAGGGUACCGGCCACUCGAACGUACUCUUCGGGCAGAUUCAACGGCAGCAUCAACUCGUCCAUGUCUUCUUGUUGCAUGACAGCGAGGAACGUGUUGGUCGAAGGAGUGGACGGAGAAUAAUCCGCGCGUCCAGGAGUGAAUACCGUCAGGUCGAAUCGAUCCUCUGUAAACCCAUCAGCAAAAUCGCGAACGUACAGGCCGUGGACCAGUUCCACAGCAAUGGUGAUCUCCGUCUGUUCCAACGCAGAGAUGCUGAACUGCAUGUAGCCAUGCUUGUUGUCCGGGAAGCCUCUGUCCGUCGCAGUGUCUGCGAAGUAGUAGGGCAUUUCCUGCCGCUCACACGAACAACAUCCAGCGAUGUUUGUCGUCGCGUUGCUUCCGCUAUCCGCAGCGGUUCUCAGUACUUCGGCAAGAGGAAGCGUGCGUCGAUCGCAGAAGAACGGCAUGUUGUUGCACACAAAGAUAUCCCCGUCGUAUAUUUCCAUACAUUUCUUGUAUAAACGAGUGGCGGUGAUGUUGUUGUUGUCCGGA
Phytophthora nicotianae INRA-310 is the source of this 6856-nucleotide messenger RNA. RefSeq lists its product as hypothetical. Gene Ontology annotation, molecular function: protein binding. NCBI's taxonomy places the organism in Eukaryota, Oomycota, Peronosporomycetes, Peronosporales, Peronosporaceae. Bases 626 to 1771 code for a protein of 381 amino acids. The transcript has 5 exons. The record is from RefSeq and is a predicted model, not a curated record.